AUAACAAAGACGAUUUGACCAAGAAUAAUUAUACUAGAUAUUAAGUAAAGAGUGAUAUAAAUAAGUCAACAGUUGACCUUGGGCUUCCUUGGUUCGUCAUGCCAAGCCCAAACAUCAACUAUCGGUCCCUGGCCGAAGAGAAUCCGUUCAAAACACACGAGGAACCAACAACAACAAAGACGGACGACGCAAAAUCAUUUACAGCUGCUGCGCAUUUAGACCCCGACCCCCUCAAUGACCAUGAUCACGAAAACGAAGAUACACCGCGUAACAGCGGAAUCAUGAUACAUAUAGUGCCCGAAACGGGCAAAACGCGUUGGAACCACAUCGAGGAUCUGGAUUCCUUCUUCUCCCGCAUGUACAAUUAUCAACAGAAACACGGAUUUCUUGUAAUCGUGUUGGGUGAGGUAUUCCAAGUGCUGGAAUUCGGUUUCGUAGUGUGGCUGCUCACAUUUACGACACACUGCAUCGACCACGAUGUGCUCUUUGGCAAUAAGCCACCGGCGAGCAAUUCUACAAAGACUACGCUUAGCGAUGUGAUAAUACCUACUGGAAAGUGCGUAGCUGAGUUCGGCGCAUUCACGUUUUUCUUCAUAUUUAUAGCCGUCAUAUAUCUAGGCAUUAGACUGUUAAAGAUGAUAUAUCAUAUAACGCAAUACGCCGAUAUCAAGAAGUUCUACAAUACAGCCCUGCGCAUUGAGGAUGCGGAAUUGGAUAAUAUAACAUGGCACGAAGUGCAACAGCGCAUUCGGAAAGUGCAGGCUGAGCAGCACAUGUGCAUCGACAAGGAGCAGCUUACCGAGCUGGACAUAUACCACCGCGUGCUGAGAUUCAAGAACUACUUAGUGGCGCUGAUGAACAAGCAGUUGCUACCCGUGCGUUUUCGUUUGCCAUUAAUUGGAGAGGUGGUAUCACUCAGCCGCGGGAUGCUCCUCAAUGUCGAGUGGAUACUCUUCCGCGGUCCAGGCUCGCCGUUCCAAAAUAAUUGGCAACUGCGCGACGAGUUCACCGUACGCAGCAAUCAAGCGGAAUUGGCCCAGCGCCUUUCCAAUUUGAUACUCUUUGUAGCGCUUGCGAACCUGCUGCUAUCGCCUGUGAUCUUCUUGUGGCAGCUUAUCUACUUUAGUUUCUCCUAUGCCAACAUACUCAGAAAAGAACCGAGUGCCUUAGGCUUGCGAACGUGGUCCAACUACGGACGCCUGUACUUGCGCCAUUUCAACGAAUUAGACCACGAGCUGGACGCCCGACUGAACCGUGCCUAUGAGUAUGCUGAUCGCUACUUAAGCUCAUUCUCCUCGCCACUGGCGGCUGUGAUAGCACGAAAUUUACUUUUCGUAAGCGGAGGUGUGCUUCUACUUAUAUUGGGCUUUGGCAUCUAUGAGGAGCAUGUCUUCCAGGUGGAGCACGUGCUGACCAUCAUUGCUAUACUCACCGUUGUGGGCGUUGUGUGUCGAUCAAUGAUACCUGACGAGAAUUUAAUUUGGUGUCCAGAGCAAUUGAUGACCGCCAUCUUAGCCCAUGUACACUAUCUUCCUACAGAAUGGAAACAACAGGCACAUACCGCUCACGUUCGUGAUGAGUUUGGAAAUUUCUUCCAAUUCAAGGCAGGCUAUCUGCUCAGUGAAAUUUUCAGCCCAUUUGUCACGCCAUUUGUGCUGAUCUUUGUUUUUAGGCCAAAAGCCAUAGAGAUUGUUAAGUUUUUCAGGAGUUUCACCGUUUCUGUUCGAGGUGUGGGCAAUGUGUGCUCCUUUGCGCAAAUGGAUGUGCGAAAACACGGCAAUCCGGAUUGGCAGAUCAACAACAGUGCGGUCGGUGAAAUGCCCCCAAUAGUGCCUGAAGAUCCCACCAAACCGCAACAACAAAGCCUGGUAGGCGGCAAAACAGAAAUGUCUCUUCUAAGAUUCACCCUUAACAAUCCUGAGUGGCACAUGCCCAAAGAGGCAUCGGCAUUCAUAAAGGGCAUACGCGAGCAUGCCAUCGAUGAGUUGGUCAGAGCCAAGACCAGUCGACAGCCUGGCGCCAAAGAGAACCCACUUACCCAAAGCCUGCACUCCUUCGGCACUAUUGGCGAGGAGUACAGCUCCAUAGCCAAUUCGGUGAUGGCCGCACAGGUCAGUCCCGAACAGAUGGAGCUAUCACAGUCAUUGUCAGCGGCGCGUGGAGUUAAUGUAGCAGGCAGCGACUUCCGUCAAAUGCUGCAACAAAAUCUUGGCGAGCCGCUCAGCAUCGGCAGUGCUGGGCACGCCAGCUCACGCCAAAUGUCCACCUCGGUGGGUCCGCUCGAUAGCAUGCGUCGCUUGCGUUUGAGCAAGGCAGAGGGGCGCAUUGAGGGACCAGCGGAUACUUUGCUCUACAGUCUGUACGGAGUGGAUUCCAAGCUGGCCAAGAAUCCGAUCGGGGUUACUGUUGCGGACAUGUGUCUGAGCGCACUUUAUCUUCACGAAUUAAGUCAACAAAAGCGCAAGGCGCGCCAACAAUGCGCCGACAUCGAAGAAGCGGACGAGGAGCCGGGGCCCAGCAAUAAACGACAACAGCAGCCACCACCACCGCCGCCACCCUCAGCACCGUCUGGAUCCUCGCGACACGCCUUAAUUACCUCAAAGGCGGCCGAGAGUACUCCGCUGUUGGGUAGCAUACGUUCAUAGCAGCAAGCCGUGUGGAUUUAGUUUAAGGAAAACCCAUGCUACUAGUGAUUAAUAAUUUUUAAUCGAAGUGUGAAAUCAAACGAUGUAUAAUAAUUAAACAAAAGCAAUAAAUUAACAGCAUCAACGACUCCUCAA
Messenger RNA from Scaptodrosophila lebanonensis, 2780 nucleotides. It is a transcript of the gene Atg9, whose product is annotated as autophagy-related protein 9A. Gene Ontology annotation, biological process: protein localization to phagophore assembly site; autophagy of mitochondrion. The transcript has a single exon. Bases 99 to 2645 code for a protein of 848 amino acids. The record is from RefSeq and is a predicted model, not a curated record. NCBI's taxonomy places the organism in Eukaryota, Metazoa, Arthropoda, Insecta, Diptera, Drosophilidae. Gene Ontology annotation, cellular component: phagophore assembly site; autophagosome.